Molecule: messenger RNA, 1868 nt
Organism: Limulus polyphemus (Atlantic horseshoe crab)
Lineage: Eukaryota; Metazoa; Arthropoda; Merostomata; Xiphosura; Limulidae
Product: dnaJ protein homolog 1-like
Exons: 3
Coding region: 356-1390 (344 amino acids)
Biological process (GO): negative regulation of transcription by RNA polymerase II
Cellular component (GO): cytosol
Molecular function (GO): protein-folding chaperone binding
Source: RefSeq, a predicted model, not a curated record
UAUGACGCAAGGACCAGAACGUUCUGGAGAAUUUUAAAAGUUAUUCAUUAUGUGUAAAUUAUAAAAGAAGAAUAUAUCUAAUGGUUGCCAAUGUUUAAAUAGUAGUUGAUAAUUAAAAGUAAACUCAUAAUGAGGAAAGAUCAGAGAGAUAAUGUUUGCUGCAGGCUCAAGUUUCAGCUGUACUGACAAGAGGGAACUCGAGAGUUUUCUGGAAAGUUCCACGACGCUGUAGCCGAAAGUAUAAAUAUUGGUGCGAUGUGGAGCUGUGAAGCAUAUCUGAACUGACUUAGCGAGUUUAUAGAUUGGAGUAUUUUAGAAACUAACUAACAAUAACACAGUGGUGAAUUGUACGUUGAUGAAAAUGGGAAAAGAUUACUACAAAAUCCUUGGAGUCAGCAGAAAUGCAUCAGAUGGUGAAAUUAAAAAGGCUUAUCGAAAAUUAGCCUUAAAAUAUCACCCAGACAAAAACAAGACAAAUGAGGCAGAAGAGAAAUUUAAGGAAGUUGCUGAGGCUUAUGAGGUGCUAACAGAUAAAAAGAAGAGAGAGAUAUAUGACCAAUAUGGUGAGGAUGGACUAAAGGGUGGAGUACCAGGUGGUGAGGAUGGACAGCAGUACACCUACACUUUCCAUGGAGACCCUAGAGCCACCUUUGCAGCUUUCUUUGGUACUGACAACCCGUUUGAGAGUUUCUUUUCAGGUGGUUUGGGGGGCCAGACAGGAAUGUUCUUUAUGCAAGACAAUAUGGAUACUGGUGAUCCAUUUGUAAACUUAGGGGGUGGAAAUGCUUUCAGAUCACAGACUUUUUCCACCAGUAGCCCAAAUUUGACUGGACAUAGAACACAAAGACAGGACCCCACGAUUGAGCAUGACCUGUAUGUGACUCUUGAAGAAGUAAUGAAAGGCUGCACUAAAAAAAUGAAAAUUAAUCGUAAAGUUACAAAUCCAGAUGGGAGGACCAUACGCCCCGAAGAAAAAGUCUUAACUAUCAAUGUUAAACCAGGCUGGAAAGCAGGUACCAAGAUAACAUUUCAGAAUGAGGGGGAUAAGUUGCCAGGAGCCAUCCCUGCCGACAUUGUUUUCACCAUCAGAGACAAGCCUCAUCCUCUGUUUAAGAGAGAUGGUAGUGACAUAAAGUACACGGCCAAGAUAACCCUGAAAGAAGCACUGUGUGGAACAAAGAUUCAAAUCCCUACCUUGAGAGGAGAUAGGAUCCCUAUUCGAUUAGAAGGAGUUAUCAAACCACAAACAGUUAAAAGAAUCCAGGGACAAGGUCUUCCACAUCCUAAGGAACCAUCAAAACAAGGAGACUUGUUAAUUAGUUUUGCUAUUCAGUUUCCUGAUAGCUUGACAGAAAGCACAAAACAGAUAUUAUGGGACUGUUUACCUUGAACAGCUUGUCUUAUUAUGGGGCCAUUUACCUCGAACAGUUUGUCUUAUUUCUUGUAGUCACAAACCAUAUAUUCCAAAGAUUGUCAAGUGAUAUUGUUCCUGAUGUGAGGAACGUUUAGAGUUUUGCUUUUUUUAAGUUGCAGUAGUAGCAGAUGUCUUUGUUGGUGAAACUGUAACAUUGUCAUCAUAAUUGUUUAUCAUUAACACUUACAGAUGACUUGCUAAUUUAUUGAUAUUGUAAAAAAUGAGGAAUUGUGUGUACUGUAUUGUAUGAAUUGUGUACAGGUAGUUCCUAUGAAUCAAAUUGUGUACAGGUAGUUUCUAGGAAUCAAGUGAAGGAACAUUAAAAGAUGAAACCAUUCUUCUUCGGAUUAAAAACUUGUUUCACCCAGAGAGUAAUAUAAGUAUAGAUACUGUGUGUACAUAUAGAAUUGACUUAAUAUGUAUAAAGAUGUGUGUAUAUCAUGAAUUAUUGGAG